This is a messenger RNA of Symbiodinium natans, 756 nucleotides long. NCBI's taxonomy places the organism in Eukaryota, Dinophyceae, Suessiales, Symbiodiniaceae. The record is from the annotation of a GenBank genome assembly.
AUGGCGGGAAAAGAGGGCUUGGUUCAGCAGAUCAAGAACAUGCAGCGUAUCGACCCCACGUUCAGGCAGACUUGGUGGGACUUCUGCGAGUCCCAGCUUGGCGGCGUCCGUGAUCCCAACCGUCAUGACGAGAGCGUGUUGGGCACAUUUUUGGAACAGUACAACACCGGCGCCAUUGCUCCGUCGCCUUUCCGUGCUGAGGAAGCCUGGUGGGGCAAAGGAAAAGGCAAGGGGGGUGGUGGUGACUAUGGUGGCGGCUACGACAUGGGGGCGCAGGCCUGGGCCAUGAUGAUGGGAGGAGGUGGGUUGGGUGACAUGGUGAAGACGGGUCAGCGCGCAUCGUAUCACUACCGAACCGCUUGGACGAUCUACUGUGCCCUCUACGGCGCGGGCAAAAACGACCCGGCCAGGCAUGAUGAGAAGUUCAUCCGUGGAUUUCUUGACUACCUCGGGGAGCUGGCUACGAACGGCCUGUCGUCCAUUGCGACCUCGCAAGGAAUCAACAUUGAUGAAAUCACCGCCAGCACCAAGCGCCCUCAAGUUGGAGGGGAGCCGCCCGCCAAGAGGUUCAAGGAGGAGCCUCUUGAGAUGAAACUCCCGUUGGCAGAGAAGGUCAAGAACUUGCAAAGGUCCAACCCCCAAGCAAAGGAAGCUUGGUGGGCCUAUUGCGACUCUCAGGGCGGCGGCACACGUGACCCAAUGCGCCAUGAUACCGACUCGCUGCAGGCUUUCUUGACCAGCCAGGGCGCAAUGUGA